GUCAGCUGUCACUUUAGGUCACGUGAUCACGAUCGACAUUGGAGAACUUUGUGGCCACGAGGUUUUUAAUAAUCUUUAAAAUUUGUAUAUUUUGUUUCACCGGGUUUAAAACGUUCACAGUUAAAGUGAAAAAUCAGAAAUGCCCUCUAGUAAGCCGCUACCACCGAAAGAAAAUGCCUUAUUUAAAAGAAUCUUGAAGUGUUACGAGCAGAAACAGUACAAAAAUGGUUUGAAAUUUGCGAAGCAAAUCCUCUCAAAUCCCAAAUACACAGAACAUGGAGAGACCCUUGCGAUGAAAGGCUUGACCCUCAACUGCCUAGGCAGAAAGGAGGAAGCUUACGAAUAUGUCAGAAGAGGUUUAAGAAACGAUCUCAAAUCUCACGUGUGUUGGCAUGUUUAUGGCCUGCUGCAGAGGUCUGACAAAAAGUAUGAUGAGGCCAUCAAGUGCUAUCGAAAUGCCCUCAAGUGGGAAAAAGAUAAUAUUCAAAUUCUUAGGGAUCUGUCUUUGCUGCAAAUACAGAUGCGGGAUUUGGAAGGUUAUAGAGAUACCAGAUAUCAAUUACUUAUGCUUCGACCAACACAAAGAGCUUCCUGGAUCGGUUAUGCAAUGUCUUUCCAUUUAUUAGAAGAAUACAAAAAUGCACUUAAUAUUUUAGACACAUUUUUGGAACAACAGAAAGCAAACAGUUUUGACUAUGAACACAGUGAACUUCUCUUAUACCAGAACCUCGUCAUCCAAGAAUCCGGUGAUUUGAAAGAAGCCCUCAAACACCUCGAAGCCUCACAAAACCAAAUAGUCGACAAAUUAACCUUAAAGGAAAAGCUAGGCGAACUGUGUCUUUUAUUAAAACAAUUUGAUAAAGCGACAACCUGUUACGAAGAACUCAUCCAAAGAAAUCCCGAAAACACAAAUUAUUAUAAUAAAUUAAUAGACGCUAAACAAUUGUCCAAUCCUCAAGAUAUCGUAGAUUUUUAUACUAAAUAUUUGGAAAAGUUUCCUAGAGCAAUGCCGCCUAGAAGACUGCCUUUGAAUUAUGCCACAGGAGAACAGUUCAAAACUCUAGUGGACAAGUAUAUGAGGAAGGCUCUGUCUAAGGGAGUUCCUCCUCUCUUCGUGGACCUGAGGAGCCUGUAUUCAGACAAACAUAAAGUAGAAAUUAUUCAAAAUUUGUUAUUACAAUAUGUGGAAGCACUAAAAACUGUGGGAAAAUACAGUGAAUUAGAAGUUAAUAACGGACCCAAAGAACCGGCUAGUGCUCUUUUGUGGGUUUACUAUUAUUUGGCACAACAUUUUGACUUUUUAAAACAGACUGAAAAGGCAUUAAGUUAUAUCGAUGCUGCUAUUGAACACACUCCCACCUUAAUUGAACUUUUUGUUGUCAAGGGUAGAAUAUAUAAGCAUGCCGGUGAUCCUCAAGAGGCCCUCAAGUGGUUAGACGAGGCCCAAGCCUUAGAUACGGCCGACCGAUACAUAAACUCGAAAUGCGCGAAAUAUAUGUUACGGGCGAAUUACGUGAAAGAAGCGGAAGAAACGUGCGGAAAGUUUACGCGGGAAGGCGUGUCGGCGAUGGAGAAUUUAAACGAAAUGCAGUGCAUGUGGUUUCAGACGGAGUGUGCGCUGGCGUACCAGAGACUAGGCAAAUUCGGAGAUGCGUUAAAGAAAUGUCAUGAAAUAGAUAGGCAUUUUUCCGAAAUCAUAGAAGAUCAAUUCGACUUCCAUACGUAUUGUAUGCGAAAAAUGACGCUAAGAUCUUACGUAGGUCUGUUACGGUUAGAAGACGUGCUUCGGGGUCAUCCGUUUUAUUUUAAAGCAGCCAAAUGUGCCAUUGAAGUGUACCUUCAUCUGUUCGAUGAGCCGCUCAAAGACGAGAGUGCGGAACAGGAAUUAAAUACAGAAAAUCUUGCGCCAUCGGAAUUAAAAAAACUAAGGAACAAACAGCGAAAAGCGAGAAGGAAGGCGGAACAGGAGAGCGCGCAAGCGAGAGAAGCACAAGUAAAGAGAGAUCAGCAUCACAAAUCGCGGCAACAGUGUGACGUGGAAGCGGACGCGCCACAACUUGAUGAGUUAAUUCCGGACAAAUUGGCAAGGGUUGAUGAUCCAUUAGAACAAGCUAUAAAAUUCCUACAGCCUUUACAAACAUUAGCCAAAGACAGAAUAGAAACACAUUUAAUGGCAUUUGAAGUAUAUUAUAGAAAACAAAAAUCCCUUUUAAUGCUACAAUCGUUAAAGCGAGCCUACAAAGUAGAUCCGAAGAACCCGAAAUUGCACAGUUGUCUUAUCCGUUUCUACCAGUUCGUACAAAAAAACAAAACAUCGUGGGAUCCCAACGUAGAUCAAGUGAUAACUCAAGAGACCAAAGUCUAUCUAGAAGGUAAAGAUGCCGUUAGUUUAAAUAAAGAAUUUUUGGAGAAGAACUCUAAUAGUCUCGGGGCUGUGCUUGAAGGUGCGAAGGUUAUGUAUGAAUUGGACAAGAAGAGGCAGAACGAAGCGAUCAGUUUGGCUACUAGUCUGGACAAUAAAUAUGAUGAUGUAAAUAUUGAAGUUUGUACAGAUAUCCUCAAAUCCCUUACCAACGGCGACUUCGGUAGCUGCGACGCUCAAUUAGAAGAAUACACGAAAAGGUGCAACGUCAGAUUUCCCUAUACAGCGGUGUUCAAGCCGCCAUCAUCGGAACCGGACCUCCAUAUCGAAUCGGCCAAUCACGUGCAAGAACACGACAGUAACUGAUGACGUCUCAUCGCGACGAGAAGAAAGCCCCGUAGUGCAUCGGAUAAUAAAAGUGGACAUUAAUCAAUCGUGUUUUUUAUCAAAUCAAUUUUCAUUUAACUCAAGGACUCAGAUUAUGAACUAAAGUGCGUAGAAAUCGGCCCACUUUAAACUUUUGAUCUGAACUAUAUUUUUUCCAGAAACUAUUACUCGGAUCAAAAAACGGGAUGAACCUAGGACAAACAAUCCCUGGCCAAAUAAUCCCGGACAAAAAAUCGCCAGACAAAAAAUCCCCACAAAUAAUCCCCAAACAAAUAAUCCCCGGACAAAAAAUCCCCAUAAAAAAUGUCGGUCAAAUAAUCUCCACAAAUUUUUUUCUACAAAAUUUACCCACAAAAAGUUCCGAACAAAAAUCCUCAAAAAAUAUUUGCUGCGGAAUAGUUCUCAAAAGUUUUCCCGUGAAUACAAUCGAGGCAAAUGUUUUUCAGCCUCAGUGCAUUAGAGUAUAGCAAUCGCCAUGAAACCGCUUUUCGGCACAAAAAUAGUUAUUAGGAAUUAAGAUUAAGCAUGAAAUUUAAAUUCGUAUUCCAAUUUCCUGUUCCAACUGGUUUUCCAUAUUACUGAUUCAUGAUGAAAACUUCAAAUAUAUUACAUGGCACAGGAGUGUUUUCAAAAAUCGUGGAAAGCAUAGGGAAUGAACUAAGGCUGUGGGGACCAAAUAUUGGGAAAAUAAAUAUUUUUUCUCACUCUGCUUUGAAUAACUCUGUUCAAAACAUUGCCUAUGCGUGGUAAUAACUGUUCGUCCUGGAGAAAACCAGUUGGAAUAGGAAAUUGGAAUUCGAAAUUUGGUAAAAUCGAAAUUACAAUUCAUGCUUAAUCUUAAUUGCUAAUCAUUAUUUUUAAUAUAGAAAAAUUUGUGGGGAUUUUUUGUCCGGAAUUUUUUGUGGGGAUAUUUUGUCCAAAAAAAUUUGUGGGGAUUAUUUGACCGACAUUUUUUGUGGUGAUUUUUUGUCUGGGGAUUAUUUGUCUGAGGAUUAUUUAUAUGGGGAUUUUUUGUCCAGAAAUAAUUUGUGAGGAUAUUUUGUCCGUACACAUAUAUUGUUUGAAAGAUAAUUUAAUAUGAGUAUAUACAUUCAUGAAAAUUUAUUUCGACUUCUUAUGUUUAACAUUGUAAAAUUAAUGCAUCAAGAAAAUUCACUUUUUUUAUUGCUAAGGUAUUUUGACAAUUAAAAAUUUAACAAUUAAUGUUUUAAUAAUGGGAGAAGCAUUAAUAACUUCUCUGCAUUAAUAACUUCUCUCAUACGAUUAGGCGUAGAUCUAAUCAAGUUUGCUAUUGUUUCUUGUGGGAUGUUAAGCCACUCUUCUUCUACUGCGUCAAUAAGCUCUGGGAUCGAGUUUGGGGUGUGACGUCUAACUCGAAUUCUUUGUUUUAGCUCAUCCCAUAAUUGUUCUAUGGGAUUGAGGUCUGGACUAUACGCCGGACCAUUCCAUGACCCGAUGGAAUGUAAUUUUGCACGAUUCUUGAGGUUUUCCUUGGAUUUUCCUGCAUAAAAAUAAAUUCGUCUCCUAUGUAAUCAACGCAAGGUAGCACAUGCAUCGCUAAAAUCUUCUCGAUGUAUGUAGCACCCAUUACAACUCCUCUCUCGUAAAGACGGUUACCCCUACGAAUGAAAACAAGGACGGUUCGUGCCCCCAUAGAAAUUGCACUUUAGAUCAUGAAGGAACCACCUCCAUAAGGACUAUGCUCUUCAAUGUAGCAUUUUCCUCGUCUUCGGUACAUUUUCCUCGUCUUCGGUACAUUUUCCUUCUUCGGUCGCUACCAUAGAGGCAUAUUCUGGUCUCAUCUGUGAACAGAACAGAUCCCCAUUGUUCCAACGUCCAGUUCAGAUGGUUCCGUGCAAAACGCAGGCGUGCUUGACGAUGAACUGCAGUAAGUUUUUGACCAAUCGCAUAUACUCGAGGAGUCUAGAUUAUUUUCCUCCAGUCUUCGUCUUCCUGUCUACUGACCAAUUACCACUCCUCUUACUACGCGGAGUUGUUGCACUCCAACGACGUUAAAGUGUCUAUUUCUUAAUACGGUUGGCACAAUAAAGUGAUCAUCACGAGCAGUUUCAGUUCGUCUCCUGGAUCCUGUGGAUCCUAACGUUGGAACACUUUUCGAAUCGCUUCGCGUGUCAUAUCCAGUUGUACAGCAAAAGCUCGCUGGCUAAGUCAAUUUUCUAUUAGUGCAAUAACUUUCUCAAUAAUUCUGGUGUAGUAUUUAUUAAACUCACACACACUUAAACAUUAAUUAUUUAUGAAAAACCAACACUAUGCAAAUUUUAGUUCGAGGCAAUAAUAACAAAUUUUAACAAAUUUCUUAUCGUUAUAAACAUCAAAUAAACACUUUUAUAUGUUUAUAGGUUGCUAAAUGCUAAGUAAUCCAUGACAAAUUUAUACCAAUAUUAAGGCAUGAUAAAUAAUUAUUUUUCAAACAGUACGUAUAUCACUUUUUUUGAUACAAAUAAUUAGUUUUAGAAAUAAAUACAGUUCAAGUCAAAAGUUUAAAGUGGGCCGAUUUCUAUGCACGCAAGUUUAGUACAUUUACAAAUUAUUUAUAUUACAUUUUUUAAUUUGUACAUUUAUUGUAAAUUAUUAUAUUCUUAACUGAUUUCCCUAUUGUAAUUGGGACUUGAAACUUUAAAUUAAUCGGAUGAGUCGUUACGAGAAGAAGAAAUGACAUUCUUCUUGGCGGGAAAAUUACAGUCUGUGAGUCAAAGCGCGAGAGAAUGAAUUUUAACGGUCUGCUAUAGAUUUUUUGUUUAUAUAUUUAAGUUUCUCUUAAGAAAUAAACUGUGUUGUAGAAUUUUGAAGAGAUUUAAAAACAACUGAUUAUGCACCAUCCAAUACUGUUUAUUUUGCAAAUACACCUAUACAAUAUUUA
Diabrotica virgifera virgifera (western corn rootworm) is the source of this 5630-nucleotide messenger RNA. Its product is annotated as N-alpha-acetyltransferase 16, NatA auxiliary subunit. Bases 140 to 2728 code for a protein of 862 amino acids. Gene Ontology annotation, biological process: N-terminal peptidyl-methionine acetylation. NCBI's taxonomy places the organism in Eukaryota, Metazoa, Arthropoda, Insecta, Coleoptera, Chrysomelidae. The transcript has 12 exons. The record is from RefSeq and is a predicted model, not a curated record. Gene Ontology annotation, molecular function: protein binding; protein-N-terminal amino-acid acetyltransferase activity. Gene Ontology annotation, cellular component: cytoplasm; NatA complex.